AUGUCCGACCAACUCAACUUCGAAGACACCAACAUCUGGCUCAUCGGCACCGACAUCGACCACAAAGUCAAAUACAACUCCGCCGCCACAGAGCCCGCCUGGAACAACGCCCAGAUCGGUACUCAGCCCGGUCUGCUGAUAUGGCGCAUUGAAAACUUUCACGUCGUCCCCUGGCCGGUGCAGUUAUAUGGUCAGUUCUACGACGGAGAUAGCUACAUUAUCCUCUAUUCAUACAUCAUCCCGCGGAAAGAAAAUCAGCCGGAGAAAUUGGGACAUGAUAUCUUCUUCUGGCUCGGCGCAAAGACGACGCAGGAUGAAGCCGGGACUGCGGCGUACAAGACUGUAGAGUUGGAUGAGUAUUUACAUGGGAUUGCAACGCAACACCGCGAAACGCAGCUUCAUCCUUCGGAAGAAUUUUUGAGUCUUUUUCCCAGGCUGUCUAUUAGGAAAGGAGGAGUGCGCUCUGGAUUCCACCACGUUGAGAUUGGGCAGAAGCCUGCAGGUUAUACGACGUUGCUUCGAAUCUUUAGUCAACCCACUGCGGCGGCACAUGGUCAUUCGGUCGUUGUGCAUGAAGUAGAACCUACAUGGCAAAGCCUGGAUGACGCGGAUGUCUUUGUUCUCGAGAAAGAUGACAAAAUCUGGGUGUGGCAGGGCAAGGAUUCGAGUCCAAUGGAAAAGGCCAAGGCUGCGCAGGUAGUUAAUGAUUUGACGCUUGCGAAGCAUAUCGAUGUGGAGGUCUUGUCGCAGACGGAGGCCAGAGCAAAGAUUGUCGUUGAUCUUUUGGGUGGAGGCGAAAGUCAACCAUCUUAUCGUACUGGACGUCCGAUCAGAAGUUCUAUACCUGCUGCUGCACGACCACCGAGGUUGCUGCGAAUUGUGUUUGACGGGUCUGGUCGGUAUCAAUUCGAGCUAGACAAAGAGGGUGAUACUAUUCGACUAUCGGACUUGAAUAGCAAUGAUAUUUUCAUCUUUGACACUGGAAGGAAGAUCUGGGUCUGGGAAGGGCAAAACACCAGUCGAGAAGUGAGGGAUGCGUGGAAAUCGUGCACUGGAGCGUAUCUACGGUAUUUGCAGCAACAAACACAGAGUCCAGAUCUGAUUGCUGCAACACCUGUGGCGAAGGUUGUUGAGGGGAAUGAGAAUGCUGCUUUUUUCAAGUCGAUUUCUGUGUAUUAA
Talaromyces amestolkiae is the source of this 1179-nucleotide messenger RNA. RefSeq lists its product as uncharacterized. The record is from RefSeq and is a predicted model, not a curated record. The transcript has a single exon. Lineage: Eukaryota; Fungi; Ascomycota; Eurotiomycetes; Eurotiales; Trichocomaceae. Gene Ontology annotation, molecular function: actin filament binding. The coding region runs from base 1 to 1179 and encodes 392 amino acids.